GGGUAAUUAUUGCUUGUUUGUUUUUUCUUCUGAUUUUGUGUUUAUGUGAUAAGGGCACAUUUGGAUGAGAAGCACGGUUCCAGGGCGUCAGUGGUAGUAUUCCAGCAGGAACUCCAGGAUCUUGGGCUUUGAAUGCGCAGUUGUCCUUCAUGGACUCUGUCAUGAUCCAAAGUCAAGGGGAAUAAUCAGAGUAGGACGAUUACUUCGGCUUGUUCGGUCAACAUGUGUAUUCUACACUGCCUAACCGUUCGUUCAACUUCACUUUACAACAUAAUUAUAGUCGUCCACCACGGAUCCACUGUAGCAAUGGUUUUCAUCUGGUGAAAGAGAGAAAGGGAAAGAGGGUAAAAAAAAAAAAAACAACAACCCCUAAAUGAAAUGGAUAAAUGAAUAUGUUGCAUAAGUUAAAGUAGAUGAGCCCGGCUCAUCCACAACUCCGUUCUACAAUCAUGUGUUCAGCAGAUUUAUGUGACCACUAUUAAAGAAUGGAAAGGGGAUCAAAAGAACUAAUAUAAUCCUUAUGAAAAGCUCUCCUGCAUAGUUAAGGAGUGAAGAUGUAUUGGGGAGUCUCAGAGGAGAGCACGAAUCAUUCACUCUUUAACUUUUUUGCAAAUAGAGAAAGAAUGAAUGAGCUCAUUGGUUUGCGUUUCAUAAGGGCGUCUCCUCCCAUACCUAAUGCAGAUUUAUUUAUUUUAUGCAUCAGUGUUUUUCUUUUCAAAAGGAAACAAAUCCUCAUUCUGUCAUUGAAAUGACAUAAGGAGUAUUAGUACUAGCAUACUAACAACAACAAUAAUAAUAAUUAAUAAUUGUAUUAAUAAUCGUACCUGCAACACUCAAUAAUACUAUCAAAUCCAUGUCACUUAGUGCACUCUGCAGUUUGUGCUGUGCCUGUUUAAGGAGCUGGAGCUGUUUAGCUAGGCUACCACCAGCCCAUAAACAUAAACACACACUGCACAUAAUUGUCAUAAGCCAGCAAACAGGAUUCUGUUACUGGUUUUCGUAGUGCGCCUGUGGUGUUUGAAAAAUAUUCGUUUGAACCUCCUCGAUGUUACCUAAAGCCAACCACUCCUACACAUCCAACUCUUCCAAAUUGAUAUAUGACAAUAUCUACUUUCGAUCACGUGUCUGCGGGGCGACUUAGACGGAUUGCGCGUCAUCUCGCCUUCCCAAAUUUUUCCCUUCUGCUGCAGCUCGUAUCCAAAACAUCUAUCUAUAGCACGGAGUACGAGAGAGAGAAAGAUGUUUAACUCUGUGAAUCUGGGCAACUUCUGCUCCCAGACGCGCAAAGACCGGACAUCCGAGUUUGGGGACAGGACGGGCUGCGCGUCCAACAUCUACCUCCCCAGCUGCACCUACUACGUCCCCGAGUUUUCUGCCGUCUCCUCGUUUCUUCCGCAGGCCCCGUCCCGGCAAAUCAGCUACCCUUAUUCCACAAAUCUGUCUCAAGUGCAGCCGGUACGGGAAGUUUCUUACGGCUUAGACCCUGCUAGUAAAUGGCACCACAGAAGCAAUUAUGCAUCGUGCUACUCGGGAGAGGAUCUGGUGCAUAGGGACUGUCUUCCUCCAUCCACCAUGACAGAAAUGCUUAUGAAGAACGAGAGCGUGUACAGCCACCACCAUCACCAUCACACCCAUCCGGGCUCCAAUCACCCCUCCACAGGUUUUUACUCCGGCGUGGGGAAAAACAACGUCCUCCCGCAAGGUUUCGACCGCUUUUUCGAGACCGCAUACUGCAGCAGCACGGACAAUCAGUCAGACAAUUGUUUACAAAAGGGCGAGGGGGGAAAACUGGAAAGCGACUCCCAGCAGCAGCAGUCUGCACAGCAGCAGCAGCAGCAGCAGCAGCAGCAGCCGCCGACAGCCUCCGUACCCGGAGCUCCGGAGCAGGAAAAAGACCCAGAGGAUGAGGAGGAACAUACAAAUUCAGGCUCAUGCACUUCUUCCUCCGCAACAACCAAGGACGGGAACGCCAACAAGAGCAGCCACACGAGCACCCCUCGCACAAGGAAGAAGCGGUGUCCAUACUCCAAGUUUCAGAUUCGAGAGCUGGAGCGGGAAUUCUUCUUUAACGUUUACAUCAACAAAGAAAAGAGGCUUCAGCUGUCCCGAAUGUUAAACCUCACUGACCGCCAGGUUAAAAUCUGGUUUCAGAAUAGAAGAAUGAAAGAGAAGAAGCUGAGCAGAGAUCGCCUGCAGUACUUCUCUGGAAACCCCCUACUGUGAGCAGGAGCAGAGAGUGUCACAGUCUUGGUCAGUGACUUUAAGGAAAGGCCUACUCCAAUCUCAUUGAAUUGUAUUCGUGGGCAUAACCAUUUUCUAAAGGAGCCCAUAUCACCAACAGUGCAAUGUUAAAGUGGACAGUGGGAGUAGCAGGCCAGUCUGGGAUGAAGUCGCCAUUUUCUUGUUACCAAAAAGGCGGCUAUGAGUUUGUAACUGAUUCCCAGAAAGGCCCACAUGGUUAAAAUAAUCAUUUAUAUGCCCUUCUUGAAUAUGCCCCUCUAUUUAUCACGAGUCCCAAUUGUGUUUAUUCUAUUGUUCCUAUAGACAUAUUUGUUGAUAAUAUCAAAUGUAACAGUUUGAAUCCUCCUUGCGCAGACAACGUUUCGCUCUUCCCCUUUCCCCCCUCUGGUCUUUGUAUAUAGCAAAUCCUUAUCUAAUUAUUUCUCGGCCAGAGAAAAUAUGAGCAAGUUAUAGUAAAUCUCCAAGGCUGCAUUUGUUUCGCCAGUGAGAUCUGUGACGUCCAAUCUGUGAAAGUAUACCCUCCUGUACAGAGCAGCCUAUGCAAUGUGCAUUCGUGAUUGUAAAUAGGCGUAUGUUGAAUUACCCUUUUACCCACCUCUGCUGCUUUUUUUUUAUUUUCAAUACAGUUGCCCCUACGAGUUAAACAGCUUUAACACUCGUUAAAUUAUUUGCUUCAAAACAUUGGUGCUUUGGAUUCCAGAGAGGAAGAACAGACUGUCGGCCUGUGUAUCAUUAAUAUAAUACCUAUAAAAUAAACACAAACGUAUAGGCAAACCUCAA
Messenger RNA from Solea solea (common sole), 3021 nucleotides. It is a transcript of the gene hoxc11a, whose product is annotated as homeobox C11a. The transcript has 2 exons. Gene Ontology annotation, cellular component: nucleus. The record is from RefSeq and is a predicted model, not a curated record. Gene Ontology annotation, molecular function: RNA polymerase II cis-regulatory region sequence-specific DNA binding; DNA-binding transcription factor activity, RNA polymerase II-specific. The coding region runs from base 1240 to 2223 and encodes 327 amino acids. Gene Ontology annotation, biological process: anatomical structure development; regulation of transcription by RNA polymerase II. NCBI's taxonomy places the organism in Eukaryota, Metazoa, Chordata, Actinopteri, Pleuronectiformes, Soleidae.